AAGAGGUUAAUUUCCGCAGAAGAAGCGAUCUCUCGAGAGAAAGAAAGAUGUAUGACUAAAGUGUGGUCACUAAGCAAAGUUUAAGAGAGAUAAGAUAAACAGAAAGAAGAAGGAAAAAGACUGAAACUAAUUCCUCUCUCGGUACUCAGCCAACGAGUGAAGCUCCUCCCACAGGAAUCACAUCAUCAGUGAAGCUCCUCCCACAGGAAUCACAUCAUCAGUGAAGCUCCUCCCACAGUAGUUCACCAAUAAAUGCUGGAACAUCUCAUCAGUUCAGAAGAGAAGAAGAGCUGAAAUCUGUAAAGUCUGAGUUUAUUAAAGAGGACAGAGAGAAGAUGAGAGAUCAAGAAGCCUCAACCCUCAGAAUCAAACACACUGAAGAUACUGAACAAACAGAGCUGAUUGAAGAGAACCAGGAGAGUGAAGAAUUGAGUGAAGUUGAGGAGAAAAAUCAUGUCAAAACCAGAGAAAAGCCUUUGAGUUGCUCUCAAACCAAACAGAAAGAUUUAAAGAAAAGAAGAGCCAAGAAAUCUUUCACCUGCACUCAGUGUCCAAAGAGUUUCUCACGCAAAUAUAAUCUUGAUAUUCACAUGAGAGUUCACACUAGAGAGAGACCAUACAAAUGUGAUCAGUGCGGGAAGUGUUUCACACAUACAGCAACACUUAAGGGUCACAUGAGAGUUCACACUGGAGAGAGACCAUACACAUGUGAUCAGUGCCGGAAGAGUUUCAUACAAUCAUCACACCUUAAGAGUCACAUGAAGAUCCACACAAGAGAGAAACUGUACUCAUGUGAUCAGUGCGGGAAAACAUUUUUGAGGGAUUCAGUCCUAAAGCAGCACCUGAGAGUUCAUACACAGGAGAAGCCAUAUUCGUGUGAUUUGUGUGGAAAGAGUUUUUCAAAGCUACAAACUUUGAAACAACAUCAGAAACUUCAUACUGGUGUGAGAGAGUACAUGUGCUUUGAGUGUGAAAAUACUUUUAUUUCAGCGGCCCAUUUAAAACAGCAUGAGAGGAUCCACACUGGAGAAAAACCUUACAAGUGUUCACACUGUGAAAAGAGAUUCAGUCUGUCAGGAAGUCUGAAAAGACAUGAGAGGAUCCACACUGGAGAGAAACCUUACAAGUGUUCACACUGUGACAAGAGAUUCAGUCGGUCAGGAAGUCUGAAAAGACAUGAGAGGAUCCACACUGGAGAGAAACCGUAUCACUGCACUGCAUGUGGGAAGUGUUUCAGUCAAUCAUCUGCUCUACACAGUCAUACAAAAAACAUUCACAGUAAGUAGAUAAUCUUCAGAUCCAGCACUUUCAGAUCUAAUGCUGCAAUAAUGCUGCAAGCAAUAAAAUAUCACCUGGAUAAAUCUGUCCUAACCAGACAUUACAAGCAACAUGACAGAAACAAGUUUUCACAGUUAAUAAAGUUCAUCUUCAUCUUCAAAAGCAGCAGAUUCGACUGAGAUUCAGAUCAACUCAAAGAUGGAGUUUCUACCCAAAGAACAAUGUCGAAAUGUUUUAUUAUUGUAUAUCAUUUUGCUUCAUGAUAUAAAUGUUAUACUUGUAAUUUUAUAUGAGUUUCAUGUUACCGUAAUUCCUCAAAUAAAAACCGGUAGUCAAAUAAACGCCGGGCCUCUUAUAGUGGCCGGGGGCGUGGUCAACACGGACAAAUUAAGGCCGGGGGGAAAUUUGUGCAGCAGAGCCAGAU
Messenger RNA from Carassius auratus (goldfish), 1702 nucleotides. RefSeq names its product zinc finger protein 239-like. The transcript is spliced from 3 exons. Lineage: Eukaryota; Metazoa; Chordata; Actinopteri; Cypriniformes; Cyprinidae. The record is from RefSeq and is a predicted model, not a curated record. Gene Ontology annotation, molecular function: DNA-binding transcription factor activity; RNA polymerase II cis-regulatory region sequence-specific DNA binding. Bases 336 to 1286 code for a protein of 316 amino acids. Gene Ontology annotation, biological process: regulation of transcription by RNA polymerase II.